Alternaria postmessia is the source of this 1005-nucleotide messenger RNA. RefSeq lists its product as uncharacterized. The transcript has 3 exons. The record is from RefSeq and is a predicted model, not a curated record. The coding region runs from base 1 to 1005 and encodes 334 amino acids. NCBI's taxonomy places the organism in Eukaryota, Fungi, Ascomycota, Dothideomycetes, Pleosporales, Pleosporaceae.
AUGGGUUCGGCAAAACGGUACACUGCGGCCAUGUUUGAUAAGCAUUACGAGGAUGAAAACUAUUUCGGAUUCGAGACGCUUGUUGACCCCAAUACCUACAACAUCCAGGUCAAGGCCUACAUGGACAAGAACCGAUGUCGUCUUCAAGAUUACAUGGUCUUAGUCGGCACAUACCACACUCACUUCGGACGCCAAAAAGUAUGGGCGCGGCCCACGGGCUUGGAGGUCGAGUAUUACCACGGCUUGCCGGAAGCGCUCGAACUUGCACGAGUAGAUGAUCUGUUCGAAAAUCGCAUCUACUACGUCCCGCCGUUCAGCUACAUGUCCACCUCUCAGAACACGCGUAUGAAGAAGGAACGUCUUUACGGUAUGAAGGUAGUUGAGACAGUUGUCAACGUCGUCUUCCUGAAGCAAGGCUGGCUCGUUCACUUCGAGGUCGACUCUGAUACAGAUGCGCUGGAAGCUUUCAAGUAUGCUUGUAUCAACUAUGAGCCGAGGAAGACGGAGGCUGCGAACAUGGCCAAGGUUAAGAAAGAGAAGGAGGACUUGAAUGAGGAGUAUCAAGCUCGCGCCUGGGGUCGUCAGAACAAUCAUCGGGAUAGGGGAUCAUCUUUCUCUCAUGCCAACGGCCAGGACAGAUGCUCUUCAGGAGGACUACCAUCUCCACGCGUUAAGACUGAGCCUACGGAUGAGGACAGCAGUCUUUUCCAACCCCCAGCCAUUCCGAAUCGUGAUCCGCAAACCCAAGCCGAUUUCCCCACUCGAAAGGGUGGUACACCAACACCCGGUCUUUCACAUUCUCCUAUACGCCGCCCUCCGGCUCCAAUCACUCCACGUCGCCGUCAGCCACCCACAUAUGCUCAGACACAGGCCUACGAGGCUGACCUCCGCACACAACUACAACAAGCAAACCGUGCUCGCGAACAAGAUCGUCUACAGCUACAGCAGGCGGAAGAGAGGAUCAGAGAGCUUGAGGGCAUUCUUAUUGCCAUGGGUGGAUACUAG